Messenger RNA from Carassius gibelio (silver crucian carp), 3192 nucleotides. RefSeq lists its product as uncharacterized. The transcript has 7 exons. Lineage: Eukaryota; Metazoa; Chordata; Actinopteri; Cypriniformes; Cyprinidae. Bases 136 to 2226 code for a protein of 696 amino acids. The record is from RefSeq and is a predicted model, not a curated record.
GCACCGCCAGACCUCCGCUGUUGCUGCGUGCGUGUCCACGCUUUAUGAAGGCGCGCCCCCGCGCUCCCUCAGGUGAAUGGAGAGAGGGACAGGACGAGUCCUGUGUGCGUCUCUGGCCGAGCUGAAGUGACAAAAAUGGGGCUUCGCGGACUGACCAGGACGGGGGUGUACAUGACAGUCUGCCUUCUGUGGAUGACUGGAUGCUUUACCCAAAAAGUUUACUUUGAUUGUGGUGCCAAGGUGGAUGUUGUGGAUGUGCAGGGCCUCAUUCUGUCACCUGGCUUCCCAUAUAACUAUUCAUCUGGAACUCACUGUGUUUGGCAGUUCUUUGUACCUGCUGGUCAUCAGCUAAUCAUGGAGAUGUUUGAUUUUGAUGUUUUUGAGAGUCACAACAGUCCUGCAAGGUAUACCACCACAUCUGCUGCCACUGUGGAUGAGGAACCACAUGAUGGUGACUCGCUGACAUCAAAAAGCCUCGGGAGUCUAAAGGAACCCCAGUCCACACACAGAGAGGAUGUCAAGCAAGUGGUGAUCCAAGAGCAGUCCACCAAAAUGGAAAUGACCAAAGUUUCCAAUUCUGCUAAAAUGCUUUCUGAUUCCCCCGCAGCUCCACGAGCAUCUCCUCCAGUUGAAAACCGAAAUUCUAUUUCAUCUCAGGCAUCAAGAGCAGCCAGUGACUUUAUCUCUACAAGCCCACAAACAGCCACAGAAACAGAUGACGCUUUGAGCACUGAGACCCAGCCACCUUUGAUUGAUGCCUGUCCCCAUGACGUCCUCUACAUAUCUGAUCUCAUCACCUUCUCCUCCCGAUUCUGUGGCUCUAGACGUCCUUCCAGCAGCCAGCUGGUGUUUGGGUCUGAUGAUGAAAUGGUGGAAGUCAUUAUGGAGUUGAUUACCACUACUCACUGGGGCCGUGGUUUUGCUCUCCUCUUCCAUUAUCAGAAUCAAACCCAAGUAGCCACAAGCGAACAGCAGAGAUCACUAUUGCCCUCGGACAGCAGAACUGAGGCACUGCUCGGUGCUGUCAGUGGAACAGUUGUAUUUGCUGUGGCCCUUGCUGGCAUCCUCUGUGUUAUUUUCAGGCCAAAACUAUGCGCGAAAGGUGCCAAUGCUUCCUCUUCCAUCAGCUCAGAGGUUCCAGAAGGAGUGCUAAAUUCAGCAGCAGAUGUGAGUGAACUUCAGAUGGUUUCUCCUAAUCACUUGGAGCAGCAGUCGUGUACAGUGAACGACAACAACAACCAUUCCCUCAACCGCAGUCUGUCCCAUACAGGGUCCUCGGUGAAUGGAGUAUGUGACGUGUCAGAGAAGGCCGCUCUAGAGCAGUUCUCCAGUGGUUUGACUGAAUUAGAAUUAGGCACGGAUGAGGUUUUUGUCAUCGCCUCUUCACCCAACUCAGCCCAACUGCCUUUCUCCCCACAUACUCAACGAGACCGUUUCCUGAGACACAGUGACACAGGAACCAGCCGCCCCUUUGACUGGCCGACUCCAGACCAAGCUCUGGCUUCUGUGACGAAGAGCAGCCAUGCCGGAUCGACAAACAUCUCACGACCACGAGCAUGGAGCGUCCGGACCUUCCAGGAUCUCCUUCCACCUCUUCCUCAACUCCAUAAGAAAUGGUGCAGCUGGAACUCAACCAGCCCAUUCACAAAGCUGGUGGACAGCGGUCUCCCAAGCACAGCUACAGACACUGGAAGGCGAAAGAUCCUAUCUGAUGCUCCUCUUCAUAGUCCUCCCAACAGCUGCCAGUCCGAUUCCUUCAUGAGUAACGCCUCGUACCCUCUGACUCAAGCCGCCCAGUGCCAGCGCCGCCUCAGCUCCACAAGCAACCUCAGACGCGCACGUUUUAACACUCCAUGCUUUGGCCUGCUCUCUGGCACGUCUGAUUCCUCCAAACCACAAGUGAAUGGAGUUACAACCUCAAACACGCUCUUCGACACCAGCGGUGCCCCACCCAGCCAGCUGCAGGUCAAAGGUCAAAUAUCAAACAUUCAAGAUGACCACAUCACUGUACCAGUGUUUGCAAUCUCCGAAGAGGAAGACCGACAGCCUCUUGUGUCAGCAGAACAUCCCGAGAAGCCUUUGAGAAUGAAUGGACAGAUGUUUGAAGGCACAAAGAUGCCACUGCUAUCCAAAAGCCAAGUUCCCAGCAUCCAACCAGUCUCUUUAGCGAGAGGAGGCCGUGGUGGUGCAUUGAAGAUGCAGGAUCCUUCAGCUCUCUCUUCUUAACAGUGACCCAGAAAUAAAGUCUGCCAGUGCCAUGAAGUUUGAGAAUGAUGGUCACGUGACCAAUUCAGCCAAUAAAUCAUCUCAACAGGACUGAAAACUCACUGCUUAUGAGCUGUUCCUGAUGUCUUCAUAUGGUGUGAAGCACAUAUAUAUAUAUAUAUAUGGUGUGUGACAAUAUGCCGUGAAGUUUUAAAAAGGGUUUGUUAUGAAUAUUGGCAUGAAUGAAAAAUGUUAGCACUUAUUGUUCUUCCUGUUAUUGUAUCUGCACAGUUAAUUCACUAACACUAUCUAUCAGUAUAUUUUAUAACCUGCAAAUGUAUGCAUAUGAUUCACUUUUAACCAAGAUCACUUAAUGUUUCUACUCCGUUGUAGACUGCCUGCAUUGUUACUUUCAUUAUGAAAAUCCAUGUAUUUGCUCUAUGAACAAUACAGCUUGUUCUAAUCCCUUUGCAACACGUAGAAGACCAAUUAGCUGGUCUGGUAGAAAGCUGCUUGGCAUCUCUCUUGACUUCAACACUUUUUGUUUCUUGUAAUCACUAAGGGUCCAAUACACAUUAUACUGUUAAAAAGCCCCAGCAACUUAGUAAGGCAUAUAUGAAUGGAGAUUGCAUAUAUUCUUAUUUCUCAAGGGACAUGACCACUGAAAAUUGCGUUUUAACAUUCUUCUAAUUUCAGUUAAGUUACUGUUUUUCACCUGUAUCACUUACUAUGUGCCUUGUGGCAAUCAUCUAUGCUGCUAAACAUGCACUGAUGCAAUACCUGAAAUUGUGUAUACAAUCAUAUUUUUAUAACGUAUUCAAGUUCAUAUAUGCUGCAACUGUUUUCAUUUAUAAUGGUGUGUUUUCCUGAAUGCAGUAAUAAUGUCAACUGUGCUGACUUGGAAGGAUUAUAAAGGGAAUGGAUCACUGUUCAGACAUUUAUAAUGCAGUAACUAACAUUUAACACAAAUAAAAGGUUGUAUAAUUA